UCUUCUCUCACCUGGUCUGGGCACUACCUAGCUUGUAAUUUGCAUACCCUUUUUUCUGUUCUUUUCCUUGAACGAGUUCAAAGAUUUCCCAGAAGCCAUCUCAUUGUAUAAAGCUGUUUCCUUUGAUUAUUGUUUCAAGAACCCUAAAACUUGCCUCUGCAGAUACUACAAUUCUUGUUGGAAUAGAAAAAAGGUCAGCUUUGGGGUUUAAAGUCGGUUUAUUGAGUUCUUGGACGUAAAAGGAGAUAUAAUACAUAAACAGACAUAUAUAGCUGCAUUUCUUCUUUGGGUUUUUUGAGUGGGAAGAAAAUGAGUAAAGGGAAGAGUGAAACAGUGGCAAAAGCACUCCUCAAGAGCCUAUGCUGUGGCAAUGGAUGGUCUUAUGCUGUCUUCUGGGGUUUCAACCUGCAAAAUUCCUUAUUGUUGACACUGAGGGAUGCCUACUAUGAGGAAGAGAUGGGUGGGUUGAUUGAUGAUAUGCUUCUGCAAGUUCAUAUACUUGGCAGUGGGGUGGUUGGCCAAGCUGCUUUUACCAAGAAACAUAAAUGGAUGCUUUCUGACACCAGUUCUGUUUGGCAGAGCCACCAUGGCUUGGCUGAUAAUUGUGAGUUGUUGCAGGAUGAUUCUGAAUUCUAUGGCCAGUUUUCGUGUGGGAUUAAGACAAUUGCAGUGAUAUCUGUUGAACCAUUGGGGGUUAUACAAUUUGGAUCUAAUCAGAAGCUUCCAGAGAGGAUGGAGUUUGUGGAUGAAACGAAAAAACUCUUUCAGGGGACAGAUAUUGAAUCACUUUUCGCUGAAAAUUCAGCAAAUGGUGAUGUUUUUGGGCUUAGCGGGUCUCUUGCUUCAUCAAUAUGCAAUUCUCCCUACUUUAUGAGCCCCGAAACUCUGCAAAGUCCAUCAGACUUUGUAGAUCCUAUAAUGAAUAUGGUUCAAUCAUUUCCGGUUGAAGUGUUCUCUCUAUUUGAUAACCAGUUUCAAAACGCCGGUGUAGAAACUCAGACCGACUUCAGCAGCUAUGACUUUCAGCCAUGGCAGUCACCUGUCCACUCUGCUAAUUACUUCAACAUGCCUCAACCUUCAUGGGGAGAAGGCUCGAGUUUAACUUCGUUACAGGAAAAUAUCUCAGCUGGAGCGAUUUCUCAGGAUUGUGACAAUGUGUUUUGUGCUUUGCCAAACCAAUUUGAGUAUUGUACAAAUACAGUUCAAAACGUCCUGGAGAGGCCGGUUAUGACUUCAACACAUGAAUUAGGGCAAUCGGUUGAUUUAGUUCAAACACAAGCUAGCUUAUGGACAUUUGAGGAGUCAUCCCGGGUAGGUGAUUUUGUAGCAGGUCCGUCUAAACCUUCUCUAAUGUAUGAUCUUUCUAGAUCAUUUUCUCCCAUGGCGGGCCAAACCAACGACAACAUGUCUAGUGUCAUUUCAACAUCAUCCAAUCUGAACGAACAGACAAAUUUCAGCGUAGGCAGUGAUCCAUCUGUUCAAGUAAAGAGUUCUAUCAGCAAUUCCUUCAGCUCCUUUAAAGGACAAAAACAUUCAAACACAUCUGCCUUUGAUAAUGUUUUUGGGUGUAAAAUGCCCGAGAAUUUGGACAACAUUAGAAAGCCAGCAAGAAGCGGUCAGCAAUGGGAUUUUGGUACUUCGAUUUCAGGAUGCACCUCAGAGCACUCAAUUGGUUCCAAGGAUUGGCCAUCAAAUCGAUUAUUCUCCAAAUUAGGAUUAGAUCAUCUUUUGUAUGACAAUCCUAGUAGCUCGUGUUCUUUUGUUGGAUCUAGUUGCAAUGAUCAGUUAUCAUCAACAAAGAAGAGGAGAAUUGAACACCCUCAAGCUGAGAGAGAAGUUACAAAGUUGGAAACAGUAUCAUUGAUUGGUGAAAAUUGCAGCACCAAUGUCGUGAAUACUAAGGAUCAUGAAAAACCGUCAAAAGCAGUCAAGAAAAAGGCAAAACCAGGAACUCGACCCAUCCCAAAAGAUCGUGUAAGGACCUACGAACGCCUUGCAGAGUUGAGAGAGCUCAUUCCUAAUGGUGGAAAGAUGAGCAUUGAUCGCUUGUUGCAUCAAACUAUAAAACAGCUGCUUUUCUUUCAAAGUGUCACGAGGCUUGCUGAAGGACUUAAAAAAACUGAAGAACUGAAGGAUAAAAAGGGCCGGAAAGAUACCAACUCCAACAGUAAUACUAGCGGAGUAACAUGGGCCUGUGAAAUCGAGAAUCAAACAAUGGUUUGUCCCCUGAUAGUUGAGGAUCUUUGUACUCCUGGUCAAAUGCUUAUAGAGAUCCUGUGUCAAGAACAAGGUUUCUUUCUGGAGAUAGUUGAUGUAAUCCGAGGUUUUGGCCUGAAUAUAUUGAAGGGAACCAUGGAACUUCGCGAGACUAAGAUAUGGGCACACUUCAUUGUUGAGCCUGAGGCAAACGCGUUUGUAUCAAGGCACGAGCUAUUUUCCUCCCUUCUUCAACUUUUACAGCUCUCGGGGCCUAGUGAGUUACACGCAAGAGAUCAGCUCGGUAAUGUUAGAGAUGGAAGGACUAGUACAUCGAGCAAUUGCUCCGAGUCUGCUGUGCCCUUUCCUAUUAGCUUGCCCGAGGGAGUAUCAUGCACGAGCUUAUAUUGACGUUUAAAAUAUUUAGACAGGUAAACGCUUUGACUGUAUAGUUAGUUCUCAUAUUGAUCUCUACUGGAGAAGAAACGAGGAAGGGGAAAUUGAUGACUGAAGAGGCAUGGCAGAUACUUGAGGGCAAUAUGUGUGUUUUUGGGUAAAUAUAUAAGUAGGAGGACUUUAUUUGGCUAUGAGUGAAGGGGGCAUGCUAAGCAAGAAUAGAGUAAUGCUCCUUAUAGGCUAACAGUUGAUUUUGUUUGUAACUUCAUUUCUUGGUUCUCAGUUGUAGCUUUUGUAUCAUGAAAUUGUGGCAUUUCUGCCCUUUGGCUAUUUACAAGUGAUUGCAGAAAA
This is a messenger RNA of Ipomoea triloba (trilobed morning glory), 2943 nucleotides long. RefSeq names its product transcription factor bHLH157-like. NCBI's taxonomy places the organism in Eukaryota, Viridiplantae, Streptophyta, Magnoliopsida, Solanales, Convolvulaceae. The transcript is spliced from 10 exons. The record is from RefSeq and is a predicted model, not a curated record. Bases 310 to 2607 code for a protein of 765 amino acids. Gene Ontology annotation, biological process: regulation of DNA-templated transcription. Gene Ontology annotation, molecular function: DNA-binding transcription factor activity.